This is a messenger RNA of Salvelinus sp. IW2-2015, 4772 nucleotides long. Its product is annotated as leptin receptor. NCBI's taxonomy places the organism in Eukaryota, Metazoa, Chordata, Actinopteri, Salmoniformes, Salmonidae. The record is from RefSeq and is a predicted model, not a curated record. Gene Ontology annotation, biological process: cytokine-mediated signaling pathway. Gene Ontology annotation, cellular component: external side of plasma membrane. Gene Ontology annotation, molecular function: cytokine receptor activity; protein binding.
GCGUAUUGCAGGUGUUAUUAUUUGGUGCGGGAUUGUUCCGGUGACGGUAUUGGCUCACGCAUAACUAUGCCACUCCCUUCUCCAAAUAGCGUUCGCUGUGGCGCCUUUCAGUAACCAUCAUGUCGUGUAUAGGGGCCAGCUCUGGUGAGACACAACGGACUUGAAUGAUAAGGAACUGUAGCUGCCUUCCAACAAUGUUAUAACCGUUAUUUUUUAUACAGUCUAUAACAAAGUAACGUAUUAUCUCUCAUUUGUAUUUGUGAUAGAUCAAGGAAAACUAUUGGCUACUUAUAAAGACUCAAACUUCGUAACUUCGGUAUUUGUACCCUAGUGAUUCGCGGACCGGAUAACUAUCGGUUACUGUGCGGAACACUGGCGAUUCAGAGAGGAACCAAGAUAUCAAUGAGAGUCAUCACAACCGCAGUAGAGGCCAUGCUCGCCAACUCUAACUCAUGAAGACAAUGAUCCUGUCUGCAAUGCUAACAUUCCUGGUGCAUAUCCUCAUCAUCUCCCGUGGGGUUGUGUCUCUGGAGCCUAUGCAAGAAUCCCCCCAUGGAGACGUUCUAGACCUCCCUUGGCAGACAGAGCUCUGCUGUGCCUCACCCCCAGCCCAGCAUCAUCAUGGGGGAGAGGGAGAGGACGAGGGGUCUGCGGGGUCCAGGAGGGCACCAUCUGAUACGGGACACCCACACACACCCCAGUGCCUCUUUAGGAACUCCACAAGCACACUAAUACCUCCCCAGGAGACAAAUCCCAGUGGAGCCACCUGUUGGGACAUCCUGUGUCGUGUCGAUGAGACCUGGGAAAAUGUAAUAUGUGAUCUAAAGCACCGCGCCACUUCUUCAGACAACUCCACUCCUGGGACGGUGACAAUUUGCUUGCAGCGCUUGGUAGCACAGCCUGACAGAGAGGUAAACACCACGCAUGGGACUGACAGCAUGGACUGUGUGGGAAAGGAUUCCAUCACCUGUUCUAUCGUCAUCCUCGCGGUCAGCAGUGUCGUCGUUGUAACAGCCAACGUGUCCAACACCACAGCAGGUCCUCUGAUGAUUCUCAUCGUCCCUCCGCGUCUCGAUAAACCAAGCCCACCAGUGAACCUAACACACACCCAGACCGCAGAGGGAGAGCUAGUUCUGAGCUGGAGCAACCCACAGCCCCAUGCCARCCCUGUCCCACUGAGCUAUGAGGUCCGAUACAUUACCUCCCACAACACCUCUGACCCCAACUGGAAGCAUGUGGAGGUGACUGGAGACCAGUGGCUGUCUCUGACUGGAUUGAGGGCAGGUCUGCACUACAUUGUACAGAUCCACUCUCACCACCCUGCUCUGCCCCACCUGUGGAGUGACUGGAGCCAGCCACACCACAUCUACCUGGAAGAUGUGACAUAUCUCCCUGAGAGAGUGGUGGCCAGCCUUGGAGACAGUGUGACUGUGUACUGCGUGUUCAACGACCGCAGGGUGAACGCCAGUACUGCAGUCUGGUUUCUGAACCUUGACCGCCUUCCACAGAGCCAGUACACUGCUGUCAACGACCGUGUCAGUAAGAUAACGGUUCAACCGUCUGAGCAGAAACUGUACGACAUCCUGCGUUGCUGCCAGCCUUCAGGGGAGAAGUAUAGCUGUAACUACCGCUACGCAACGAUAUACAUUAAAGAUCCGGUCAUAGAUAUCAGCUGUGUAACCAAUGGGGAUCUGGACAGCAUGACCUGUAGGUGGAACAACAUCCAAACUAAAAUCAACUUCCUGUCCAGGGUGGCCGACCUAUCCUGCGAUGUAAUGGAGGAGGCGGAGGAUGAGGUGGGCGGGGCAGUGGGUGUGGUCAGGCAGGCGGUGUGUGUAUCCAGCAGAUCUAGAGAAGUGAAGAGCUGCACUCUGCAGCCAAUCAGAGUGACUUCAUGCUACAAGCUGUGGAUGGAGGCCAAGACAGACAAUGGCAUGAGGUCACAUCCUGUCUACAUCACACCUAUGGACCACGUGAAGCCCCACCCUCCCUCGGGCCUUGAGGCAGUGAGCAUGCCAAAUGGGGUCCUGAGGCUGGCGUGGGUGCCCCCAGAACUGCCCCUCUACGAUAUGCAGUACCAGGUUCGCUAUGCCCUCUCCACUGACAGGGCCCAUCCAUUCUGGCAGGUCCUGGCUUCUCAGGCAGAGUCGUGGGCUGAGGUUCCUGAACCAGAUGUAUGUAGAGUGUACAACGUGCAGGUCCGCUGUAUGCAUAUCAACAGCUCUGGGACCUGGAGUGACUGGAGCCACUCUCUAUACACCACCCCUCACAACAGCAGAGCUCCUGACCAGGGUCCUGAUUUCUGGCGAGUGUUUCAGGAGGAUCCAGCAAGGAACCAGACUAACGUCACUCUUCUCUUCAAGCAUUUCCCCAUAGUGGAGCCAACCUACUGUGUGGAGGGCCUUGUAGUACAGCACCAGGCCUCUGGGGGCAUUGUGACUGAGGAGCGGAUAGGCCUGGUGUCCUCCUAYCGCUUUGAGUGGCGAGAGGAGGUCCACUCUGUGACGGUCAAGGCUCAGAACAGCCAGGGAUACUCCACUAGGAACAUCAACAUGACCCUGGAGAGACACCCCAAACGCCAGUGUGUGCGUUCGUUCUGUGUGUCCCGUGUGAACAGUAGCUGUGUGGUCCUGUCGUGGUCUCUGCAGCCCAACAGCAGUAUACCGUGUUCCCUGGUCGUAGAGUGGUCGGGUCAGAACCACCAGAACAGACAGGGUCAGACCACAGUGGGCAGGGAGAGGUGGAACAGGGUCCCCCCUACUGACCAAGUCCUCUACCUACAUGGUGAUUUCUAUGGCUCUGAGGAGUAUGUGUUCAUCUUGUAUCCAGUGUUUGCAGAUGGAGAAGGCGAGCCAGUGUAUACUAAAGCCUUUAGGGGGGCCGACGCUGGGCCUGCUGCCUACAUGCUGAUGAUGAUCAUCGCCUUCCUUUCCAUUGUCCUCUUCGUCACCCUGGUCAUAUCCCAAAACCACAUGAAGAAGUUCAUGUGGAAGGAUGUUCCCAACCCAAGCAACUGUUCCUGGGCCCAGGGGGUGGACUUCAGGAAGACUGAGACUAUGGAGCAGUUGUUCCGCCAACCAGGGGGCCUGCCAGCCUGGCCACCACUCCUCAUCUCAGAGACUAUCUCCCAGGCCACCAUCGUAGAGAAGACUUGUCCCCCAGCCCCAGACAAGGACAGCAUCCUGAUCCCAGCCUCCACCCCAUCCCUCUUGGACUUAGAGGUGCCUGAGGUCCCAGAGGAGGAGGAGACCCCCCAGCCCCCAGAUCUCCCCAGAAGUGUGGAGAGCUCAUCCCAGUCGACAGUGACCUAUGCUAUGGUCCUGCUCUCAGACGACCCCUGCCGGCGCUACAAGCAGGACGGCAGCCUCAGCCGCUCCAGCGACGAGGGCAACUUCUCCGCCAACAACUCUGACAUCUCCGGCUCCAUCCCCGGAGGCCUGUGGGAGCUGGAGAAUUCSCAUUCCCGAGCCGGAGAGUCGGACCUGGACCCACAGCGUUCAUGCUCUUACAAUUAUGUGGAGGAGUUUUCUGAGACGUCGGAACAGGAGGAUGAGGCCCUGGGAGGAGAGAGGGAUGGGGGGAUGGAGGAGAAGGACCUGUAUUACCUGGGAAUGGGCUACCAGGAGGAGAGUGAGGAAGAGGAGGAGGAGGAGGAGAAGAGGGAGGAAAACACAGGGGCUAUGCUGCUCAAAGAGGUGGUGGUUCUGCGGAGAGAGGGCUCAUCCAUUGAGUCCAACCCUCUACUUGGCUGUCGGGACUCUAUGUUUAGUGAGUCCAGUGACGAGGGGGCGGUGGUAGGGAUAGGGAUGAGUUCUGUCCCCCUCUACCUCCCACAGUUCAGAACUGCUCCCUCCAGGCCACUCAAAGCACAGGGCAGCACCCCCAAGCUGUAAGACCUGGUAGUGCCUAAUGUAUUGUUUUACUCUGAGGGACAGCACUCAGGAGAGGCAUAGACAAUAGCCUGUGGCCGGUGUUCAGUCACUGGACCKUGGCUGUGUCUUAGAUGACACCCUAUUCCCUAUAUAGUAUAGUGAACUUAGAUCCCUAUGGGCCCUGGGCAAAAGUAGUGCACUUAUAUCAGAAAUGUAGAAAACAGGGACAAGGUGUCCGAGGGGGCUAGGCACACUAGGUGCUGAGCCUCUGCACACAUCACAAGGAAUAGGGUGCCAUUUCAUAAGCAUGCUCCCUCCCUGUCUACAGUGGCACACUGCUACUCUGCACCUUCAGUCCACAGGAAGCCAGCUCUGUCGUGUAUCAGAGCUGAGGAGAGGAGAAGAGACUCCUUUAUCCAGCACUGCACACUUUCAGGAACUAUUAUGCUGGGAUGAAGGGAACGUCAUAAAAAAAAGAGAAAGAAAAAAAGGCCUAUUUUCUGAAUAGGUCUAUUUCCUUUCCGAUGGCUGCUCUGAGCACAACACAAGCACAUGAUAGGAUCGUGUCUCCAAGCAGGUGGUACUGAAUAGUUUGACUGGUGGCGCACAAACGAUGAUCAUGAUGAUGCUGGUGAAUUUGGAUGCUUUUGGAACGUUUACCGUAACUGUUGUGGAGAAUUGCCGUUCGGAUCUGCAUUUGCAUUGACUGAGCCCUCGAAAACAAUGAAUGUCGCUUUUCUUCGUUGUUUGCACUGUAUUUGAAACUGUGUUACGAUAUGUAAAAAAAAAUGUGCCAUCUAUUUUCAUUGCGUGCCAUUUGCUAUUGAAAAAGCUAUUGCUAGGUAUACAUUUGAUGGAAGAAUGUACAUUUUGAAACCAAUGAAUAAAAGGAAGACUAUC